Messenger RNA from Oncorhynchus nerka (sockeye salmon), 1698 nucleotides. Its product is annotated as heterogeneous nuclear ribonucleoprotein A/B-like. Gene Ontology annotation, cellular component: nucleoplasm; chromatin. Lineage: Eukaryota; Metazoa; Chordata; Actinopteri; Salmoniformes; Salmonidae. Bases 97 to 1107 code for a protein of 336 amino acids. The transcript has 8 exons. The record is from RefSeq and is a predicted model, not a curated record. Gene Ontology annotation, molecular function: RNA binding. Gene Ontology annotation, biological process: regulation of gene expression.
UGGUACUCUAUCCGGUUGUAUAAAGAUUGCCACGAGUUAGCGGAGUCGGAGAGUAUCCAUCUUGAAUAGCAGCGUACAUUUUAAACAGCGAUCACUAUGUCUGACGACGCUGAGCAGCAAUUGAUGGAGACCGCUAAAAAUGGAAAUGAAGCCGAGGAAGAACUGAAUGGCGCAGAAGAAUCCACAGAACACCCCGAGGCAGAGGAACAAGAAGAACAGAGCUGCACGGUAGAGGGAGAGCCAGUGGCAGAGGAACCGGCUGUGGUGGAGGAAGGAGUCACGCAGAACGGAGCGGCAGAGGGGGGACAGAUAAAUGCAAGUAAAGGCGAGGAUGACGCUGGCAAAAUGUUUGUUGGUGGACUUAGCUGGGACACUAGCAAAAAAGACCUGAAAGACUACUUCUCCAAAUUUGGAGAGGUGACUGAUUGUACCAUCAAGAUGGACUCAAACACAGGACGAUCACGUGGGUUUGGGUUCAUCUUGUUCAAAGAAGCAGCAAGUGUAGACAAGGUUCUUGAGCAGAAAGAACACAGGCUAGAUGGACGACAGAUAGACCCAAAGAAGGCGAUGGCAAUGAAGAAGGAACCAGCCAAGAAGAUCUUUGUUGGUGGCCUAAACCCAGAAGCCACAGAGGAGACCAUAAGAGAAUACUUUGGAACCUUUGGAGAGAUUGAAUCCAUUGAACUUCCAGUGGACCCGAAGUUCAAAAAAAGGAGGGGGUUUAUCUUCAUCACAUUCAAAGAAGAGGCCACUGUUAAAAAAUGCCUUGAAAAAAAGUUCCACAAUGUCUGUGGAACCAAGGUAACAAACGGAAAGGAAGGCCUUUGUGAGAUCAAAAUCGCCCAGCCCAAGGAGGUGUACCAGCAGCAGCAGUUCGGAGGCCGUGGUGGUGGUGGCGGGAGCUAUGGAGGAGGCCGGGGAGGCAGGGGUCGUGGUGGCCAAAACCAAUAUGGGAACCAGGGUUAUAGUAAUUACUGGAGCCAAGGCUAUGGCAACCAGGGCUAUGGCUAUGGUGGGCAGCAGGGCUAUGGAAACUAUGGAAGUUACGGCAACUAUGACUACUCCGCUGGAUACUAUGGAGGGGGCUACGACUACAGACUCAAGUAAACACAGAUUUGAAAGACCAUGGGCGCGGCAGAAGUAUGCAGGACUUGAUUCUUUCCUGUGGGAUGAGAUUCAUGCUCCAUUUGUACAGACCAUCUGAGGAACUGGAGAAGUAAAUGCCACUUUUCCAUGUUUUUAUUUUAUCAUUUUUGGGGGGGUCCACAUUUCCAGAGAUGGAAGUGUUAUUUUUACUGUACUUUUUGGUACCUUUUUUGAAUCUAAUGUAUUGUAUGGUUGUAUUUUACAUGUCGCCUGGAUUUACACGAGAAUCAGAAGCUGUCGGAGCUUUUGAAAUAAACCAAUUUUGAGUAAUUUUUUUCUGGUUUCUAGAUGACUUUAUUUUCUGGCUCUGGACUUGCAACAAGGAAUUCAGUGUGGGAUUGGGGUAUGAUGUAAAAGGGAUUUGCCUAAAUCUGAAUUCAUUUACGAUUGUCUAGAGAAUGUCAACUUGUAGAUGGAACCAACCAGUAUAUUUUGGAUUCAUUUUAAUUUUGACCUGUUAAGUGGCAUUUAUAGAAAAUAUAGUUAAAGCCUGCAGAAUAUUGCUACGUCAUUGUCUUUGGCUAAUUGUUAGAAAUAAAAUUGAUUUUAUAA